UUAUUUUUCAUCGUCAAGCUCUCUUUCAUUCUCUAGGUUCUAAGAGAAAAUACAAACAGGGUCAUGGGUUUUGUUUUAGCUAAAGCUCUUCUGACACUCCUCCUGUCUAUGCUAUGCUUCACUGUUUUUAGUGAAAAAGUUGAGCCAGCUGAUCAACCUCUGCACCAUGGCUCGCACCGUCACUACCCAACAGCAGCGCCAGUAAGUGAGCCACCGGGUCUUGCACCCAGCCUAGCACCAGCCCCUCACCAUCACCACCACCACCACCAUCAGGGCCACUCACCAGCUCCUGCACCUGUUAACACUCCAGCACAUGCACCAGUGCACCCACCGAAGCCUCACUCUCCCCCAUCUGCACCAGCUCACCCUCCCAUGCACUCUCACCCACACCCACGGAGUUUUCACUUCCCUAGAAAGCUUGUAGCAGUCCAAGGUGUUGUUUACUGCAAAUCUUGCAACUAUUCUGGGGUUGAUACCUUCUUGGGAGCAAAGCCAGUUCCUGGUGCUACAGUGAAACUACAGUGCAAUAAUACCAAGUCCCCACUAGAGGUGAAGGCGCAAACCGACAAGAAUGGUUACUUCCUCGUCAAAGCACCAGGGACGAUCACCAACUAUGGAUUUCAUAGGUGCAAGGUGUGGCUGGUCUCGGCACCAAAUACUGCAUGCAGCAAGAUCACUAAUAUCCAUGGUGGGCUGGCUGGUGCGAUCUUAAGGCCUGAGAAGAAGCCUUUCGUUGAUGAAAAGAAGCGUGGAUAUGCUCUCUUCAGUGUUGGUCCUUUUGCUUUUGAGUCCAAAUGCCCUCGUUAAUGCCCCCAAAUUUGUACUCCUUGCUUCUGAUUCUCCUAGCAUUGUGUCUCCUACUUUAAGUAGUAUUCCGAGCUUUUCCGGCCUGUGUCUGUAAUGGCAAUUCCUUAUUAUUGUUGAACCAUCAUUUUGCCGUUUGAGUGGAGAAAAUUGAUACUACGGGCCUUGUUUGUUU
Molecule: messenger RNA, 979 nt
Organism: Populus euphratica (Euphrates poplar)
Lineage: Eukaryota; Viridiplantae; Streptophyta; Magnoliopsida; Malpighiales; Salicaceae
Product: pistil-specific extensin-like protein
Exons: 2
Coding region: 64-807 (247 amino acids)
Cellular component (GO): cell periphery
Source: RefSeq, a predicted model, not a curated record